AUGGCAGCGAGCCCACCAGCAUCACCCCUUCUCACUCCACCACUGCCUCAGCAGUCACCAAGUUUGUCCGUCGGUGCUCCGAUGGCUGAUGGCCGAGCAGCGCCGCCUCGGCAGCCUCCAUAUUUGUUUGCUGAGGAUCCGAUGGCAGCGAGUCCACUAGCACCACCACUGCAUCAGCGGCUGCCAAAUUUGUUUUUAGUAGCUCUGAUCGCACGUGGCCAACCACCGCUAUCUCCCCCCGUUCCACCACUGCCUCAGCAGUCUCCAAGUUUGCCCGUUGAACUACCUCUCCUCACCCCACCGCGGCCUGAGGAGCUGCCAAGUUUGUAUGUUGAGGCUUCGACAGCAGGGAGCCCACCAGCACUACCUCUCCAAACUCCACGGCCUGAGCAGCCACCAAAUUUGUCUGUCGAUGCUCCGUUGGCUGCUGCCCGACUAGCACUACCUCUCCAAACUCCACUGCCUGAGCAGCCACCAAAUUUGUCUGUCGAUGCUCCGUUGGCUGCUGCCCGACUAGCACCACCUCUCCUCACUCCACCACUGCCUGAGCAGCCACCAAGUUUGUCUGUCAAUGUUCCCAUGGUAGCUAGCCGACCGGCACCGACUUCCCCCGUUCCAGCACUGCCUGAGCAGCCACCAAGUUUGUCUUUGGAAGCUCCGAUGCUUGCUGAAGAACCAACAGCACCUCGUCCUAGUCGUGGCAAUAGAUGGUAA
Mangifera indica (mango) is the source of this 714-nucleotide messenger RNA. Its product is annotated as proline-rich protein 36-like. Lineage: Eukaryota; Viridiplantae; Streptophyta; Magnoliopsida; Sapindales; Anacardiaceae. The coding region runs from base 1 to 714 and encodes 237 amino acids. The transcript has a single exon. The record is from RefSeq and is a predicted model, not a curated record.